AUGGCUGAAACAGUCCCACCAGUCAGCGACUCACUCGCUUCUAAUACCACAAAAUUCACAUUCGAAGAACAAGCGACUGCCUCAGUCGCCCUUUAUUCAAUGUCGAUAUUCUGCAUUAUUGUUGGUGGAAUUCGAUCAGCGAAAUAUGUGGCGAAAAUUGUGAAAAAGAACAAAUUGAUUGAAGGAAGUAUUACAAUGAAAGAAGCGAAGAAAUUCCCACUUUCAGCAUCGAUGGUAUUAUUUGGAUUGUACUUGUUCUUCAAGUUAGUUUUUUAUUAUACAUAAUUAUGAUAAAAAGUACACACUGAAACAUUAAAAAAAAAUAAUAAUUUCUCUCAUAGAAAAAGGGGUUUUCAGACCAUCAGACCAACGCUUCAAUUGGGUUGCAAGUGUCGCCCAAAAAUUGCAAGUUCCUCAAGAAUAUGUUGAUAAAAUCAAUGCUACUAUCAUCAGUUAUACUGCCAAUUCUACUGAACCAACAAAGCCUCUUUAUGAAAAGUGAGUAAAUUAUAGUGUAAAAGUUGAGGUUUGGAAAUUUUGUUUUGGAGAUAUUGAAACAAAAACUCCAAAAUUUUAUGAUAAUAAAAUGAUAUCUUCGAGAAUUUCUGUGAACCUUUUAAAAAUCUAGAUCUUCACAAUCCUCGAGUUGUCAACAAGAUUAGAAAAACCUUUUUUUCAGAAUCCUCAAUAAAAUCCCAGCCAACAUUCAAGAACAAAUUGUUGUGCCAGAAUUUGUCCAAGGAUAUUUCCAUUGGGUUGCUGAACGUAUUCCACAUAUUGGAAAAGACGAAGUCAUGAUUCUUCUCACAUUUUUGAUUUGUUUCGAAGGAUUGACUGCUCUUGCAACACUUGUUAAACCAUUGAUUUCCGGAUUAUUGAGAAUUAUCCCAGGACUUGGUUUCAAUGCACCAUAUUUGUUAUCAUUGAAAAAAGGAACAAAAGAAAUGGAUGAAGGAGAUAUUGAAGAUGCUUCAAAGAAAGAUACCGAAUAUCUUUUCAAAGUUGAAAUUGAUAGACAUGAUAUUUUUGCAUUGAUUUUCUGUUCACCAGUUCUUAUUUCUCAUUUAACACAAAGACAUUGGAUCACUAACAAUUUAAUUGGAAUUGCCUUUUCGAUUUUGGGAAUUGAACGACUUCAUUUGGCUAGUUUCAGAGCUGGAGCUCUUCUUCUUGCUGGUCUUUUCAUUUAUGAUAUUUUCUGGGUUUUCGGAACUGAUGUUAUGACUUCAGUUGCCAAAGGAAUUGAUGCACCAAUUUUGUUGCAAUUCCCUCAAGAUAUUUAUCAAGUUGGACCAUGGGAAGCUGUUAAACAUUCAAUGCUUGGAUUGGGAGAUAUUGUUAUUCCUGGAAUUUUUAUUGCUUUGUUGAGAAGAUUCGAUCAACGAGUUGUUCAAACAACAGCUGAAGCAAAGAAUCCAAACAAGAAAGGAAGAUAUUAUUUUGCUGUUACAAUUGUUGCAUAUGCUUUGGGAUUGUUGAUCACAAUGGCUGUUAUGCAUCAUUUCAAGGUAAUUUCUGAAAAUGAAAUUCGGAAUUGUAAGAAAAAAAUUAUUAUUCAAAAACGUGACCUUAAAAUUAGAAAUUCAUUCUUAUUUUUUUGGCCACAAAAAUUUUUGAAACUGGUCCCAAAACUGUGAGAGGGAGAUCAUGACAUUCGGAAAAAUUUUUCGAGGGAGGAUCAUUCCCGCCCAAAUCAAAAUUUUGAUUCGGGCGUGAAUUCAAAAUUUCCAAAAAAAACAUUUUUUUUCAAAAAUUCUAAAUUUUUUUCAGAAAAAAUUGAAUACCGUUUCGAAAAAAAAAACAGUAUUUUUAAUGAAUAAAAAAUUCGAGCAAGAAUUUUUUUUCGAAAAAACUGAAGCUUCUGAAAAUUUUACCACAGUCCAUUUUUGAAAAGUGAAGAGCGUGAUUAAUUUUGCGUUGAAAUUCCUAAUUACAAAACUUUCUAAAAUUCGGCAUAAAACUAGAUAAAUGUAGUGAAAUUCUUUUUGAAAAAACCUUCAAAUUUUUUCAGGCCGCUCAACCAGCUCUUCUCUAUUUGGUUCCAUGUUGUCUUUUGAUCCCACUUUUGCUUUCUGCAAUUCGCGGUGAAACUUCAGCUCUCUGGAAUUACGAUGAGGGAAAAUAUGUGGACAACGAGGAAAAUCGCAAGAAAGUUGAUCCAUCCAAGAAAAAUAACUAA
Caenorhabditis angaria is the source of this 2179-nucleotide messenger RNA. The record is from the annotation of a GenBank genome assembly. NCBI's taxonomy places the organism in Eukaryota, Metazoa, Nematoda, Chromadorea, Rhabditida, Rhabditidae.